AUGGAAGCAACAAGGGAUUUUGGACCUGUGCCUCCAGGCAUUGACCUUGCCGUGAACCGGCAAACCCAGAUGCUGGGUGCAGUCAUUACGUUGAUGGUUAUUGGAACCCUAGCGGUUAUUUUGCGUGUAUAUACACGUGCAAAGACAUCUCAGACAAAUUUCGGUCUUGAUGAUCUUUUGAUCUUUGCUGCUUUGUGGUUUGCCUACGGCACUGGUAUAUGCGUGAUCAUCAGUAUCAAGUACAAAAAUGGAUGGCACCAACAAGCUGUUACUGAUUCCGAAUUCAUCUCUCUCUGGAAGCUCCUUUUCGCACAUGUUUUCAUUUACUCGACAACGGUCACUCUCACUAAAUGCUCAAUUGUUAUGUUCUAUCGUCGCAUCUUUAACCUGCGCUGGUUAUCCUGUUUCGCCAUAAUCAUCAUCCUUGGCUACUUCGUCGCUGUCAUUGUCACCAUGGCGGCCGCAUGUCGCCCGACGUCAUAUUUCUGGGAGCAAUACACGGAUCCCACGGCUGAAGGGACGUGUAUAGAUGUCCCUCAAUUCCUUUUUGCCAAUGGCAUUGCUGCUGUCGUCAUUGAUGUCAUGAUUCUGUGUGUCCCAGUUCCUGUCAUCUGGAGAUUGCAAAUGCCCAAAUCCCAGCGCGUUGCAGUUACUAGUAUCUUGCUGCUCGGUGGUUUCGUAUGUAUCGCCGGUGUCGUUCGCGUUAUUUUCUUAUACAAACAUACACAUUCCAAAGAUCCAUCGUGGACAAUUGCCCCGGUGUUCAUGUGGUCUUGCGUUGAGCCUUUCAUCGGAAUUGUAUGCGCCUGUCUACCAACCUUUUCACCCUUGUUCCGUCGCUGGUGGGCUAUUUUGGGGAUUAAAAAGGGUUCCAAGAAACAGGGGGAUUAUUAUGGUGGGGGUUCUCAGACCCGUCGUUCGAGACAGCAGAUGUCUGAAGACGAAAAAGAGGGCCCUCACGGUGAUGAGGUUCAAUUAACUAGCUUCCCUGGUUGGCCAUUGAACUUCUUACGUGGGAAGGGUAACAGAGAUGACGUGAGAUUGCCUGACUCGAAGAUUCGGAUCAAAGAGGAGGUUACAAUCUCGUAUUCUGUGGGCGAAGCGGCUUGA
This is a messenger RNA of Penicillium hordei, 1110 nucleotides long. RefSeq lists its product as uncharacterized. NCBI's taxonomy places the organism in Eukaryota, Fungi, Ascomycota, Eurotiomycetes, Eurotiales, Aspergillaceae. The coding region runs from base 1 to 1110 and encodes 369 amino acids. The transcript is spliced from 4 exons. The record is from RefSeq and is a predicted model, not a curated record.